CUUCAUAGCCAUAUCCCGGUUAUAAAAUCAAAGGCUAUUAUGAAUUAAGGUGUGAAACUUGUCACAGUAACUGAUGCUUCUAUUUUGCAGAUUUUUGGGGCAGUAUGGCGACACGGAAGUGACUCUGAACGUGUCCAAAUAUAGCUGUGGUGGCGAGAACACCAUCCAGUACUUGGAACACGUGGUCGUUAUAAUUCAGGCCAGGUUUGACAGGCGUGGUUAUCUUGAAGGGUAUUUGACCUCGCCUCGAGGGACCACAUCCCAGAUCCUUCCCUAUCGUGCAAAUGACGUAAUUGCGACAGAUUUCAAUAAUUGGCCGAUGCUCAGCCUGCAGUUUUGGGGAGAAAAUCCUGAAGGGACUUGGAACCUAAGGUUCAGGAGCCAUUUUCCAGCCCACGGAUUUUCAGGUUAUUUGUUUAAUUGGACCCUUGUUCUUUACGGAACGGCUAGUGAUCCGUUGGAAAAGAAUCUUCAUGAAUCAAGACCUUUCACCACGAGGAUAACAGACGUGACCACAAGUACAGAAGCCAUGCCGGGUACUGUUGCUCCUGUUGCUCGCCAUGAAGGCUUGUCUAAGACAGAAAUAGCUUUGAUCAGCAGCGCCGCCGUUCUUGCUUUGAUUAUUGUUAUUUUAGCUUUGGCUUAUUGUAAGUUUGGAGUUUGUCGACGAAAAUCAGGGGCCGAUGAACCAUCCAACCACAUCAAAUUUUCAGCAUUAAGUCGCACUUCGACAGAAGCUGCAAGGAAAGAAUCUAUGCAAAGUGUUUAA
Molecule: messenger RNA, 769 nt
Organism: Pocillopora verrucosa
Lineage: Eukaryota; Metazoa; Cnidaria; Anthozoa; Scleractinia; Pocilloporidae
Product: endoprotease bli-like
Biological process (GO): protein processing
Cellular component (GO): trans-Golgi network; Golgi membrane
Molecular function (GO): serine-type endopeptidase activity
Source: RefSeq, a predicted model, not a curated record